Daucus carota subsp. sativus is the source of this 1619-nucleotide messenger RNA. RefSeq names its product lipase. Gene Ontology annotation, biological process: lipid metabolic process. The transcript is spliced from 11 exons. The record is from RefSeq and is a predicted model, not a curated record. Lineage: Eukaryota; Viridiplantae; Streptophyta; Magnoliopsida; Apiales; Apiaceae. Bases 220 to 1290 code for a protein of 356 amino acids.
AAUUCACUUCAAAAAUCUCAAAACAAAUCCUAUACUUUAUCCUCUUCUAAUUAAUUCAACUAUUUAACAUUCUCUUGUAUAUAACAAAAACAUCUCAAUUUGAUUCUCUCGCCGGUAAUCUCACCGGAGACGUUCACGAUCACCGGAAGAUUAUCGCCAGCAGCUCACCGAUUCCCACGGUCUACCUGGUUGAUCAGCUGUUAAUCAGCUCCAAAAAUAAUGGAAAGAAGCAAGUGGUUGACCAUGGUGAUUAUUUUGAGCUUGUUUGUAUUGUCUGCUGGCAGAGGAUUUAAGGCACAUAGGAAGUAUGAUUUGCCUAGAUACAACCACACUCUUGCCAGGAUUCUUGUGGAGUAUUCGUCUGCGGUGUACAUAUCAGAUUUAACAGAACUUUUUACCUGGACAUGUUCAAGAUGUAAUGGUCUCACCAAGGGAUUUGAAAUGAUAGAAUUGAUUGUUGAUGUCGAACAUUGCCUCCAGGCUUUUGUUGGGGUAGCGAAGGAUCUGAAUGCUAUAGUGAUUGCAUUUAGGGGCACUCAGGAAAACAGUAUACAGAACUGGAUUGCAGACCUAUACUGGAAGCAGCUUGAUUGUAAUUAUCCUGAUGUCUCUGAUGCAAUGGUGCAUCAUGGUUUUUAUUCUGCUUACCACAACACAACAGUACGCCCUGGAAUCAUAAGUUCUGUCAAUAGUGCGAAAAAGUUAUAUGGAGACCUUCAAAUUAUGGUGACAGGGCAUUCAAUGGGAGGGGCUAUGGCUGCUUUUUGUGGACUGGACCUCACGGUCAAUUUUGGAAUGCAAAAUGUUAAAGUUAUGACAUUUGGACAACCUCGCAUCGGCAAUGCAGCCUUUUCGUCUUACUUUAGCCAAAUUGUGCCUAAUACCAUACGAGUAACAAAUGAGCAUGACAUGGUUCCUCAUCUCCCUCCAUAUUAUUAUCAUUUCCCACAGAAGACUUACCACCACUUCCCGAGAGAGGUGUGGCUCUAUCAUAUUGGAUUUGGAAGUCUAGUUUACACAGUUGAGAAAGUUUGCGAUGGUUCUGGAGAAGACCCCACUUGUAGCAGGUCAGUAUCAGGGAACAGCAUUUUAGACCACCUAAAAUACUUCGGAGUGCAAAUGGGCUGUGAUGAUGUGGUAAGAUGCAGAAUUCUGAUGGAUCCACGCCUGACGGCAUACAGCACACAAGAUCAAAGCGGAAACUUUAUUAUGUCGAAGAGCCGUUCCAACCCGAUCAUAAAAACAAAUGUAGAAAAUGUGGAAUCAGGUGUUAGUAGCAAUGUAUUAUAGAAUUCUCAGUUGCAUCUGGAGGAGGCACUUGGAAUGGAAGAAUGGUGUAUAUUUUAGGGUUUUAGCUUGUAAAUUUGUAUAGUGCAUUGUGUAUAUUCUUUCAAUUAUUUAAGGUUCUAGUAGUCUUCACAAAGUUGUAGCAGUUUCUCGAUUUAGUAUUUCAUUUUCUUGUGACAGUUACAUGUAACUUUGACGUGUAGAUUUGUAUAUCAAAUGGUAUCCCAAGCAGAAUGAGCAUCUGAUGUAAUAUCCAUGCUUCAUUUUAUAUGAAAAUACAUAGAUUAUAUGUAUUUGAAGAAUAUUAUUAUAUUUUUUUCCUUUUAGUAAAA